Molecule: messenger RNA, 5382 nt
Organism: Nerophis ophidion (straightnose pipefish)
Lineage: Eukaryota; Metazoa; Chordata; Actinopteri; Syngnathiformes; Syngnathidae
Gene: pbrm1
Product: polybromo 1
Exons: 27
Coding region: 137-4990 (1617 amino acids)
Biological process (GO): chromatin remodeling
Cellular component (GO): RSC-type complex
Molecular function (GO): chromatin binding; protein binding
Source: RefSeq, a predicted model, not a curated record
CAAAAAGUGGCGGAAGUAGAAUAGUUGGCGUUAUCGCGAGUUUCACAAUCCUUCCCGUGUGUCGAAAAUCGAUGAGUGAUUGGUUUGUCUUCAUUGUCAAGAUUAUUUGGCUCAAUUGACGCUAAAGGGGUUCGUCAUGGCCUUGAAAAGGAGACGGGCGACGUCCCCCUCGAGCAGUGUGAGUGGAGGCGAUUUUGACGAUAGCCAGGCUUCAUCAUUAGUGUCGUCAAGUGGGAGAAAGAGGAGAAGGACCUCAAACUUUCCGACGGUGGAUCCUGUAAUUGUCAUCGUUUUUUUAAUGUGCCUUCGGAAUGAUCGUCAUGACGUAAGUUGGCAUGAUGUGAUGCAAGUGAGUUUUGAAAUUUUUGCCUUGCAGAUCGCCGUGUGCCACGAACUGUACAACACAGUCAGGGACUACAAGGACGACCAUGGAAGGAUGCUCUGUGAGCUGUUCAUUAGAGCCCCAAAACGAAGGAACCAGCCAGACUAUUACCACGUGGUGUCUCAGCCUAUUGACAUGAUGAAGAUCCAGCAGAAAUUAAAGAUGGAGGAAUAUGACGAUGUGGAGCAACUCACCAGUGACUUUCAGCUUCUGUUUAAUAACGCAAGAACAUAUUAUAAGUCUGACAGUCCUGAGUCUCGGGCAGCUUGCAAACUGUGGGACCUUUACCAACGUACCAAGAAUGAAUUUGUUCAGCCGGUGGAUGACGACGAGGAAGAUGAAGAUGGCUUCGAUGCACAAGACAACCCUGGUGGAUCUACUGAGGAUGAGAGCGCACCAACCUGCUUAAGCGAUGCCCUUGAGCAGCUCCUCGAUGCCAUGGUGACAUACGCCGAGCCCUCAGGCCGCCUGGUCAGCGAGCUCUUUCAGAGGAUGCCUUCUAAAGCGCACUAUCCAGACUAUUAUGCUAUCAUCAAGGAACCCAUAGAUCUGAAACUCAUCGCUCAAAAGAUUCAGAUGGGCCACUACAGGAGCAUCUCUGCCAUGGCUAAAGACGUAGAUUUAUUGGUAAAAAAUGCCAAAACCUAUAACGAGCCCGGGUCCCAGGUCUUUAAGGAUGCAAUCACCAUUAAAAAAGUUUUUGCACAAAAAAAGGCAGAGAUGGAACACGGUGAACCAAUCAAGUCCAGCAUUCGUAUCAGGAAUAGACGUUGUGCGCAGGGGGAACGCCUCUCAGCGAUCAGCAUGGCUCUUCAGUAUGAAAGUGACGAGGACGGAAUACUUUCCGGGUCCGUCCACUACGACGAGGGGGAGUCAGAGGCCGAGAGUUUGAACUCCAACAUUGACAUGAGUAACCCCAUUUUCCAGCUGUACGAAGCUGUACGAGGUGCAAGGAACAACCAGGGCCUCCUGAUCUCGGAACCAUUCUUGGAGUUGCCCUCCAGGAAGGACCACCCUGACUACUACCAUCAGAUCUCUCAGCCCAUGUGCCUUCAUCAGAUCAAGAACAAGAUGAAGAACAACGAGUACGAGAGCGUCGAGCACGUGGACUCUGACAUAACACUUGUGUUGGAGAAUGCCAAACGCUACAACGUUCCUCACUCGUCCGUCUACAAGCGUGCGCUGAAACUGCAGCACAUCCAACAGAUGAAGCGAAAGGAGCUCCUACAGAGAGAUGACGAUGACAGGGACAGCAUGCUUUCCUCUGCCACUUCAGACAGCAGUAGCACCAAGAGAAAAAGCCACAAGAAGAAUACAAAGAAAAAUCGAAUGAAAGCCCUAAUACUUGCUGUGACCGAGGCGCGUGAGUCAGGCACUGGCAGGCGAUUGUGUGACCUGUUCAUGGUCAAGCCCUCCAAGAAGGACUACCCUGAUUACUACAAAGUCAUCCUGGAGCCCAUGGACUUGAGGACCAUCGAGCACAACGUCCGCUCGGACAAGUACCCGACUGAAGAUUCCAUGGUGGAGGACAUGAGGCUAAUGUUCCGCAAUGCUCGGCACUACAAUGAGGAGGGCUCGCGGGUCUUUAAUGAUGCUGACAUACUUGAGAAAAUAAUGAAAGACAGACGCAGGGAUCUUGGACCAGCGAACGAUGACGAUGACAAUGUGUCUUCAAAAAUUAAAAUAAGAAAGACAAACAUCACUGUGAAGAAGUCCAAAUAUCUCACUCCCUUACAACAGAAACUGAAUGAGCUGUACGAAUCUGUCAAGAACUACACAGACAAGCGGGGCCGCCGCCUGAGCACCAUCUUCCUGCGGCUUCCAUCCCGUGCCGAGCUGCCGGAUUACUACAUCGCUAUCAAGAAACCCAUGGACAUGGAGAAGAUCAAGAGCCACAUGUUGGCCAAUAAGUACCAGGACGUAGACGCUCUGGUUGAAGACUUGGUGCUCAUGUUCAACAACGCCUGCACCUACAACGAACCUGAGUCUCUUAUUUAUCGUGAUGCUCUAGUCUUGCACCGGGUGCUCUUAGAGACCAGGCACACCCUGGAGGGCGGAGAGGACGCCUACGUGCCGGAUGUGCCUCGCCUCAUCCAGGAGCUUAUCCGCAGCCUUUUUGUCUCUGUGCUCGGCCACCAAGAUGACGAAGGAAGGUGUUACAGCGAUUCUCUUGCCGAGAUACCUGCCGUAGACCCCGCAAACCCUGAGAAGCCUGCACUCAAUUUGGAAAUAAUCAGGAAGAACGUAGAAGGAGGAAGCUACAGGAGGCUGGAUGUUUUCCAGGACCACAUGUUUGAAGUGUUGGAAAAAGCCAGACGUCCAAACAGGACAGACUCGGAGAUCUUUGAAGAUGCCGUCGAGCUGCAGCAGUUCUUUAUCAGGAUCCGAGACGAGCUCUGUAAGAACGGGGAGAUUUUGAUGUCGCCUGCCCUGAGCUAUACCGCCAAACAUCUGCAUAACGAUGUGGAAAAGGACAAGAAAGAAAAGCUCCCAAAAGAAGUGGAGGAGGACAAAAUCAAGAGGGAAGAGGAGAAAAUAGAAGCUGAGAGCAGGGAGGAACCAGUCGGAGGAUCGUGGCAAUCGAGCUCGCAGCGCACAUACCAUCAGGACUGCAGCUUUAAGGACAGCAUGUAUCGUGUCGGGGACUACGUCUACGUGGAGCCUGCUGAGCCCAACCUCCAGCCUCAUAUUAUUUACAUCGAACGCCUGUGGCAAGACAACACUGGUGAGAAGUGGCUCUAUGGUGGCUGGUUCUACAGGCCGAAUGAGACGUUUCAUGUCGCAACGCGAAAGUUCUUGGAGAAGGAAGUUUUUAAGAGCGACUAUUACAACAAAGCCCCCCUCAGCAAGAUUUUAGGCAAAUGUGUGGUCAUGUUUGUCAAGGACUACUUCAAACUUUACCCGGAACGCUUCAAGGCCGAGGACGUAUACGUGUGCGAGUCUCGCUACUCUGCCAAAUCCAAGUCCUUCAAGAAAAUCAAGUUGUGGACCAUGCCCUUGAGCUUGGUUCGCUUUGUCCCAAGAGAAGUGCCUCUGCCUGUAGUCCGGGUGGCGUCCAUAUUCGCUAUAAAACAAGAAGAGAAACCAACAGAAAUUACAGAUGAAACCAAAGUGACCGAAUGUAGGGUUGUCGAUAAGGAGUGCAUUUUAUUCCUACAGGAGAGGGAAGAUAUUCCACUGGAGAUGCCCAACGGGGAAGCCGGAUACCAGUAUUUUGAGCUGCUUUGCUACAACAACCUGUGGCUAAAAGUGGGAGACUUUGUCUACGUUGGCUCUCAUGGACAAAUGCGCCAUCAAGUGGGCAGGAUUGAGAAAAUGUGGAAGCGAGAAGGAGCUGGCUACUUUUUGGGGCCGAUCUUCAUCCACCCAGAGGAGACGGAACAUGAGCCCACCAAAAUGUUUUACAAGAAGGAAGUCUUCCUAAGCAACCUUGAAGAGGCUUUUCCAAUGACCUGCAUCGUAGGGAAGUGUGUGGUGUCAUCCUUCAAAGAGUACUUGUCUUGUCGGCCGACCGAAGUGCCUGAAGAGAAUGUUCUGCUGUGUGAGAGUCGCUACAUCGAAAGUGAGAAGCAAAUGAAGCGAUAUAAAGGCCUCAAGCGCAUUUCGUCGUCCGCAAAGGUGGUGGAAGAUGAAAUCUACUAUUUUAGAAAGCUCAUCAUUCCUCAAAAGGAGCCAUCGCCUCUGCUGGACAGGAAAAUUGAAGAACUGGAGGCUAAGUUUGCUGACAUGACAGACGAGGAGCUGGAGGAGCUUGGCGAUGACGACAGCGAGCUGGACCUUUCUCUGCCUCGGAUGCAUUCCUCCAUGUGCGGCGACAUGGACCUUAUGACCUACACGCCGCCUCAGUCCACAGCCAAGUCUCUAAAGGGCCUUUCCAAGAAGGAGGGCUCCAAGCGGAAAAUCAACAUGAGUGGCUACAUCCUGUUCAGCAGCGAGAUGCGAGCCGUCAUUAAAGCCCGGCACCCGGACUUUUCCUUCGGCGAGCUGAGCCGCCUCGUCGGCACAGAGUGGAGGAACCUGGAGGGUUCUAAAAAAGCCGAGUACGAAGAGCGAGCGGCGAAGGUGGCUGAGCAGCAGGAGCGUGACAGGACUCACUAUCAGACGUCCCCUAGAGCAGGUACCCCAGUAGGGGCGCUAAUCGGGGUGGUGCCUCCUCCAACCCCUAUGGGGAUGCUUAAUACCAGCAUGACGCCUGUGUCAGGCAUUAACGGUGUGGCGGGUGGAAGCAUGGUGAGCGUGGUAGGUCCUGGGCAGCAGGCUUCCCCUCCAUACACGGGACAAGGCCAGUCAGGACAGCCGGCGCCCCAGCAGCCGUCCUCUCCGUUGUUUGUGUCCCCCCCAGCCAAGUCCCAGAGGCUCCUCCACUCUGAGGCGUACCUCAGCUACAUUGAGGGCCUCACCGCUGAGUCGUCCACGGUCAGCAAGUGGGAACAAACACUUUCAGCUAAAAAACAAGACGUGCGCCUGACGAAAGAGCAGGAAGGUAGACUACCAUCCCACUGGCUGAAGAGCAAAGGAGCCCACAAGACGAUGGCCCACGCACUUUGGCGCCUGCGCGACUUGAUGUUACAAGACACGCUGAACAUUCGUUACGCACACAACCUGUAGCAUGCUCAUACAAAUCCGAGCCUCUGGUCCCGCACCUGUGAGACAAGUACGGGCUUAUGCUCACUAAAAGUGACUACUUUAUGUUCCUUUAAAAACUGUGUGUGUAUGUUUACAGGUGCGAUGUUUCAUUUAACAUUUCAGAUAUGCUGUUCCAAGUGCAAUAUUGUGACAACUAUUACGUGUGUGAUCAAUGCCUUCUGUGUUGCAUUUAUUUCAUAUUUACAUUCAAGUGUAUUAAAAAGAAUGUUGCUGGUAAAAAAAAAUGAAGUGUUUUGUACACAGGUCACAGUUGUGUUUGCACUACUGCAUGGGCAACAUUGGCAAACGCUGUGGGGAUUAUUCCCAGGGCGGCACAAGGAUGAGAAGGGAAAAGAAAUUUGUAUUUAUUUGUG